AUGAAUUCCAUCGAAUUUCCCUUACUUGAUCGAACAACCCAAAAUUCAGUUAUUUCAACUACAUUAAAUGAUCUUUCAAAUUGGUCAAGACUCUCCAGUUUAUGGCCGCUUCUUUAUGGUACCAGUUGUUGCUUUAUUGAAUUUGCUUCAUUAAUAGGCUCACGCUUCGACUUUGAUCGUUAUGGGCUGGUACCAAGAUCGAGUCCUAGACAGGCAGACCUAAUUUUAACAGCUGGAACAGUAACAAUGAAAAUGGCGCCCUCUUUAGUGAGAUUAUAUGAACAAAUGCCCGAACCUAAAUAUGUUAUUGCUAUGGGCGCGUGUACAAUUACAGGAGGGAUGUUCAGUACUGAUUCUUAUAGUACUGUUCGGGGGGUCGAUAAGCUAAUUCCCGUGGAUGUCUAUUUGCCGGGCUGUCCCCCUAAACCCGAGGCAGUUAUAGAUGCUAUAACAAAACUUCGUAAGAAAAUAUCUCGCGAAAUCUAUGAAGAUCGAAUUAGAUCUCAACAGGGGGAUCGGUGUUUUACUACCAAUCACAAGUUUUGUCUUGUACGCAGUACUCGUACUGGAAAUUAUAAUCAAGGAUUGCUCUAUCAACCACCAUCUACUUCAGAGAUUCCUCCUGAAACAUUUUUCAACUACAAGGGUUCACUAUCUUCCCACGAAUUAGUAAAUUAG
This is a messenger RNA of Gossypium arboreum, 678 nucleotides long. Lineage: Eukaryota; Viridiplantae; Streptophyta; Magnoliopsida; Malvales; Malvaceae. The record is from the annotation of a RefSeq genome assembly.